AUGGUGGAUUCGAUCAAGACAGAUGUUCUGAUUAUCGGUGGCGGUCCUGUGGGCUUGCUUAUGGCCUACAGUCUAGCAAGACAGGGUGUGGACGCUAUCGUUGUUGGUGAGUUACAUCCAUCCAUCUAUUCCUCACAGACCGCUAAAGUACACGGUAUAGAACAAUACAACAAAGAGGAACAAGCAAUGUACGGCCGAGCAACGACAUUAUACCCCCGCACUCUCGAAAUGCUCGACCAACUCGAGCUGCUAGACGAUCUAAAUCAGAUCGGAUACAUCGGCCGUAACAGUGUCACAUACAAGGAUGGCAAGCGAGUAACAUCGCGCGGCUGGCAUAUCAUGUUCCAGCGCAUGCAUGGCACGUUUCUCGACUAUGCUCUGAAUAUCCGCCAGAAGUACUCGGAGGACGUUAUCCGUGCUGCAUACGAGAAACGUGGAGGGAGAACGUAUAUCGGGUGGAAAUUGGAGGAUUUUUCUGUUGACAACACGCUUGACGAUGAGUAUAAAGUGGCUGCACGGAUUCGUCAGUUGAGCACCGAUAAACGCUUGACUGUGAAAAGCAAAUUCAUCGUCGGUGCAGAUGGUGGUCACUCACUCGUUAGACGUCUGGCACAGAUUCCCUUCGAGGGCGACCACACGAAUUUCAAAUGGGUUCGCAUCGACGGCCAAUUCAAGACAAACAUGCCAGAUGCCGACGUUGGCUGGGCAUCGAUCGAAUCGAAAAGCCAUGGGAACGUUCUCUGGGUACAGCUGGACAAUGGUGCGAAGCGGAUUGGCUUUGCGAUGACCCCGGAAAUGCUCGCCAAGUACGGUGAAAAGCUCACGGAGGAGCAAGCAAAGGCAGAAGCUGUCAAGUCAAUGGAGCCAUUUACAUUGGAAUUUGAGAGGAUUGACUGGUGGACUCUGUACAGCAUUAACCAACGCGUUGCCGAUACAUUCUUCGCGAACGACCGUAUCCUGCUAGCCGGUGAUGCAUGCCAUACUCACUCCUCUGGUGCCGCUCAAGGAAUGAAUACUGGCGUCCAUGAUGCUGUGAACCUCAGCUGGAAGUUGGGUGGUGUGGUCAAGGGCUGGUAUACCGCAGACAUUCUUCGCAGCUAUGACAGCGAGCGUCGGCCGGCAGCACAGUACCUCAUUGAGCUCGACAAAGCCUUCUCAGCUACCAUUUCUGGGCAGAUCCCCGAUAGCCACAAAGCUAUGUAUACGGACGCCAAUGAGCUGUUCACUAAGCUCUUCGACGAGACGAUCCAGUUCAACAUCGGACUGGGAAUUCACUAUGACGAGAGUGUCAUCAACAAGGCUCCCUCGACAGGGAUGGUCUCGGCGGGCUGGAGAGGGCCUGAUGCGGUGGUCUACGCCCCUGGUUCCCGACUUCCCACCCGCUUGUUUCAACUGACGAGAAACUCUGGAGUGUGGUGGGUUAUUGUAUUCGCCGGGCAGCCGUUGGCUACUCGUGAAACACUAGCCAGGUCCGUGGAGAAACUGCACACUUCCAGCAAAACUCUGCCGCCGGGCAUGGCCCGAUUCAUAACGCUGGUUGCCCAGAGCGCUGCUGAAGGUGACCAGAUGUUCGGCACCCCAAGGAUCGGGAACGUCUACUAUGACCAGGACCGAGCAGCUCAUGAGGCGUAUACCAUUUCCACAGUGAAGGGCGCGGUGGUCGUACUCAGACCGGAUGGCAUUCUGGGGUAUGCUACUACCUUGGAGGAUGUUGAGAGCGUGGGGUCUUUUUUCAAGGGGUUUGCAGACACGAAGUGA
Monascus purpureus is the source of this 1758-nucleotide messenger RNA. The record is from the annotation of a GenBank genome assembly. Lineage: Eukaryota; Fungi; Ascomycota; Eurotiomycetes; Eurotiales; Aspergillaceae.